AUGUCUUCGCCAUCGGUUUCAUACACCGGAAAACAAUUCACCGUCUUUGUAACAUUCCACGUUGCGCCCGACAACAUUGAGCGGUUCAAAGAAGCCCAUCGACCACUCUGGCGACACUGCGCCGACGAGCCCGAAUGUCUCCUCUUUGAUGUAUUUCAGGAUCUGGAGGAGCCAGGAAGAUUCCGGUUUGUUGAGGUGUGGAAUCAGAGUCGGGAGUGGUUCGAGAAGGUGCGUUCGCGGCGAGUCCCAGUGGGUGGGAAUAUGAGGCGAGGACGCUCUGUGCUGAUGGAUGCUCAAUGUGUAGCAUCAGAUGACCAAGCCAUAUUAUUCGAUUCUGUGGGAAAAGUCGAAGCCGUUGUGGGUUGA
This is a messenger RNA of Aspergillus calidoustus, 366 nucleotides long. NCBI's taxonomy places the organism in Eukaryota, Fungi, Ascomycota, Eurotiomycetes, Eurotiales, Aspergillaceae. The record is from the annotation of a GenBank genome assembly.